Molecule: messenger RNA, 666 nt
Organism: Saprolegnia parasitica CBS 223.65
Lineage: Eukaryota; Oomycota; Saprolegniomycetes; Saprolegniales; Saprolegniaceae
Exons: 2
Coding region: 1-666 (221 amino acids)
Source: RefSeq, a predicted model, not a curated record
AUGCAGAAGCAGUCGUCGGCGCUCUCGUCCUACUACUGCUCGCCCGCGCAGCUCAGCGCCGUCCGGUCCUUCGCCUACCAGAACGCGACCAACCAGUCGCCGACGUGCCUCGUGAGCGUACUUGGCCUCCUCGCGCCGACCUCGCUCGACGUGCAGAACCGCCCGCUCCAAGGUAUCGCAACGAGCGCCUUGAACUCGUAUUGCACGGCAGCAUGCUACGGCCAUAUCCAAGCCGUGAAGGCGAACCUCUUCCCGCCCUGCGACACGAUCGUCGAUGGCAGCGUGCGCUCGAUAGGGUCCGUCGCCAUGGACCUCUGUCCGCAAGGCGCCAACGUAGCAACGGUCCCGGUCGCCACUCGGCCGCCCAAUCGCACCGGCACCUACUGCAGCUAUGCCCAGUACGACAACAUGUCGCGGGACCUCGGCCUCAACGACCAAAGCACGCCGUGCGGGUCGACGGCGAGGAGCGCACUCGUGCCGACGCUCAUCGCGUUCGACAUCAACAACAUCCCGUUCAGCAACGUGACGUGGUCCAUGGUGAACGCUGUGUGUACACCGACGUGUGCGACGCUGCUUGUGAAGAUGAAGGCGUACUCGUACCCUGACUGCGAUGGCCUCAUUAACCUCGAGACGACGCUCUCGCUCUCCGAGAUUGGACAAUUGUAA